ACACCGGAAUGAAGAAGUGACACUUUUCAUCGUCACCAUGUCCGGGGAACUUAAAUCAGGCGUGGGAACCGCCAACCCAUUGAAAAUAUUUGCUAACUUGUUUAUAUCUUUCAUAGGGGCUGGUGUCUUGGGUUUGCCUUAUGCCUUCAAAGAGGCUGGGAUCAUUGAGGGUGCUGUCAUCAUGGCUGUUGUAGGAGCUCUGAGUGUGAAGGCGAUGUUGUUGUUGAUUGAUUGCAAGUACCGCCUGCUAGAGAAGCAGCAUCCUUCCAAGGAUUACAAAUCCAAGAGGAGGAAAGAUUUUCUGAAUGGCUCUGGGGUGCUAAGUGCUAUAGAGGAAUACCUGCCCGAAGAUUCAGUGGACCUUCUGCCCCAAAAAGACAGAGAGGUGUCCGUUGAAGAGCCAUCCAAACCUGUGGCCCCUGGAGAAGACAUAGGCUAUGGCUCUUUGGGUUACUAUGCAUUUGGGCGAACUGGUCUUCUGAUUGUGGAUGCGGCCAUUGUUAUCUCACAAACAGGUUUUGUGUGUGCAUAUCUCAUUUUUAUCUCAGAAAAUCUCUCGGACUACUUACAUGGAAUGAAGCUAAUCCACUGGUUGUUGAUCCUGUUACCCCCGCUGUACUUGUUAACCCUUCUCCGCCAUCUCAGUAGUCUGGCCAUAUCAAGCAUGUUUGCACAGAUGUCCAUCUUCCUGGCCUUCAGUGUUGUUUUCUGGUUCGAUUUUGAGCAUUUUCAUAACAUCGAAAUACAUCCCAAGAAGAUCAGGUUGAAGGGAUUUCCAUUUUUCCUGGCUAUAGCAAUGUAUUGCUAUGAGGGCCAAGGCCUGAUUCUCAACCUGGAGGCUUCUGUUUCUCAGGAAAUCAGACAUAAAUUUAGAAGAUAUUUUAUUAUUACAUUAGCUAUUGUGACAGUGCUGUACAUUUCUUUUGGGAUGUGUGGUUACAUGUCCUUUGGUGUUGAGACCAAUGCAAUCAUCACAUUGAAUUUGCCAAAAGGUGAGUCCCUGGACAUCGCCAUGAUUGUCAAGAGCUGUCUCUGCCUGGCACUUUUCUUCACCUACCCAGUCAUGAUAUUUCCUGUGGUGAAGAUACUUGAGGGCCACUUCCUUCCAUCAGCAGAGACUCGAAUCUGUGCAGGGAAUGUGCUGCGCUUGGUGCUGGUGCUGUUGACAGGUUGUAUUGUAUCCAUGAUACCAAAUUUUGCACACCUGAUGGCUCUGAUAGGGGCCACAUGCUGCAGUCUGCUGGCCUUUGUACUGCCUGGCGCAUUUCAUCUCAAGCUGUUCAAGGGGUCAUUAUCAAAGUCAGCUUUAGCUCUGGAUAUAUUUUUCAUCUGUCUAGGAAUUGUCGGAGCAAUAUUGGGUACAUGGGACGCCCUCAAGAGGCUGGGUGGAGAAACUGAACACGUCCAUAUAGUACCCUUAGUGACUAAGUUCAAUGAGACCACAGGGGUGACAGAAAUCUUCCCGGGCAACUGGAGCUCAACAGUCACAGUUUAACACAACCACAACUGUCCCUACUAAACAUUGACACCAGACUUGCAGUGGAUAUAUUAUUGCCAGUAAGCUUUAUAGUACAUAUAUCCCAUCAGACCCUGGGGAACAUUAACAUCGCUCCGUUCGAGGACACAGUAGUUUAGGGACAUACAUACAAUUAUAUACUGCGUAAGACUCAUGCAUGGGCUCAGUAAGACCAAUAUUGAAGUCAAGGCAUCACCAUGUAAAUGUACAUGUCAAAGGUUUCUUGAUACAGAUAUCGGCAUGUGGAUCAAAAGCUUGUGAAACCUUUGACUUUGAUAUGGUGAUGCCUCGACUUUGUUAUUAGUAAUAUUUACGUCAGAUCUGAAAUCCAUCACGCCUUUUCCUACUUAACAUUAUUAGCAUUGCCUUGGUGCUGCACACAUUAUUGUUUCACCAUAAAACAUUUAAAUUUAAACAUUAAUGGAGGAUAUACUAUUUUCAGUAGAAGUUCUAUAGUAUGUUACUGCUGGUCUUAAGUCCUAAUACACUUUUGAACAACCAGCUCAUGGAGAGAGAUUUUCUCACCAUACUCAAACUGCAGUCGGAUGAUGUGUUGUACUAUAAGAAUUUACCUGGGUCUAAACCUCUGAUUAAUCUGCAGUAGAUUCUACUGAUAAUAAUAAUAAAGUCAGUCAUCAAACAACAGAUUUCCCCCAUAGCACCUGUCAUUAAAAGUCAAAGGCAUAGGAAAUGUGUUUAUCAUAUCCUGACUAAAGAGCUAUAUUUAGUUAUGCCUUUAAUGCAUUUAUGAUCAUAAACUGGGUCUUGGUAGCUUUAUGAGCUUGGGCCUUUACGUACAUUUAACUUUCACCUUGGUAUAAGCCAGUUUUUGGUAAAGGAUUUUGGUAAAAUUUGGUAAAAGUCGACCCAUUUACACAACUGGAAAUACAGAAGUAUUCAUUAAUACAGGUAUUAAUAGUGGUUAGAAUAUCAUGAUUAUAUAUGAGAUGAAAACGAAAUGAAAAGCAAUAGUCACAGUCCAUAGUGUUUAAGAUGUUUUUUGGAAACAAAAUACAUAUUUUUAGAGAGAGUGGCAGUUCUACAUUGUGUCCUGUAUAUCAUAUCAUGAGGGACCAAGUUAUACUGUUGUGUUCAAAAAGUGUGAUUUGUUGGAAAGACAUAUGUACUUUGUCAAAUGGGAAUACAUUUGUAUUCCUCUUGAUGUGUAACCAUCACCCUGUGAACACAGCUUAACCCCGAAAAUUCUAUGACAGUUUACGUGGAUUUUGAGUUUUAUUUAUGUAUUAUUGAAUUGAAGACGUCAAGUCUUUUUAUGCAGCUUUCAGACGUUUGCUCCAUCUUCCAGCAGAUUAAAUUUUUGACCUGAUGUUACUUUCGAUUGGAUUGCGUGUACUUAUACAUUGUCAUGUAUAUACAUACCCCAACACAUCAUGUAAUGCCAAGGGCAGAUUUGAAUUCACGUAUCAUGGAGUUUUUUACCAAGAAGUUUUGAUCAUGGUUGGAAUCAAAGUGUAAGCUGUUUGUGGAUGCACAAUGAUUGUAGGAUUCGAAUGCCAGUUUUAUUCACAGUUUAAUAGACAUAUCAUAAAAAAUACAUAAACUUAAAAUGCAUUGAUUUUCCUUUUUUUUUGCGGCUCUGUGUCUUUUUCUUUGAUUAUUAUCAGUUGCCAACACUAAGAAAUUGCUGAUAAGAAUUGUGUUACUGUGAUUCUAAAAUAGAGAAUUCGAGCGUCAUGAAAAGUAGAUCUGUUUGACAACACUUUUUGAAGUUUGUCUUCCAAGUCAUAUCAUUUAUGGUAAAUUCCAGCAAACUUGAUCUAGUCAGGCCAUUUUUCAUCAUAUACGCGAUGUCUCGAAUCACACUUAUUUCAGUUUUAUGCACACAAUAAUGAUACAAUGAGAUAAGAGGGAGUCGAAUUGGAUCAUAAAACAUUUAUAACUGGAGGUUCAUGAACAAUUCAUGUCUGAUUGACAUGAUUGAUUCAGCUUUAUAAUUAAUUUAAAGAUGUAAUAUUGGAAUUUACAUGCGGUAUACUUAGUUACUUUUCCCCAGUGUACUUUUUGGUUUGGCAUAUUCGUGAACUGGUAUUACUUGUUAAUGACAUCGCUAGUUAAAGUAACAGCUCUAGCUUUGUAAGGCAGACAGAAAGUAGUUACUGGGGAAUUCUUUCAUGAAGUGGUGUUUGAUUUUAAUCAAAAUUUCAAACUUUAUUAUAAUGCUUUAGUUUGCUUUAGUGCUCAAGAAAUUUAACUUAUAAUACGUCUAUCCUCUUGAGUUUGGUACUAAGCAAGAAUCAAGUAAAUAAAUAAAUUAGAUCUAUCUAAUCUUAACGCGUGGUAGGUUGUUGAAGCUUUACUUGCAAUGAUGAAAAAGAAAAACCAGGCAAAAUAUCGAGUUUUAAAAAUUACCUUAAAUCAAGUCUCUUUUAAUCCAACCCACCCUAUGACAGGUAGAAAUCCGGACCAGUGAGCACCUUUAAUCAGUGGUUCGUUUCGUGUGUCCAGAUAUUACUCAGUAGCUCAUUUCACGUUGUGGAUGGGGACAUGUACUUUGAGAUACUGAGUUUGAGAUGUGAUAGAGAUACACGUCAAUCUUUUUCUUUUGUAUAGGUAACUGUAUUUUUGUAACAGUAAUAUACACACAUUUGUUAAUGAUGAGAAGAUAUUUCUUUUUUUGUGGGGAUAAUGGUUUCGUUUUAAGAGCCUUGCCCGUUGCAGGGUGGCGGGCCACUUUGGUAAUAUAUAUACAUUUAUGGUUUGUUGAAUAAAUAUUUAAUGUUUGUACAUACUAUGAAAGUAUACAAAUUAUAAUGAUUUGUAUGUGUUGGAUGUCUAUAAAUCCAUAUCUUGUAAAUAAAAAAGUAAUUU
This is a messenger RNA of Liolophura sinensis, 4345 nucleotides long. RefSeq lists its product as uncharacterized. The transcript has 17 exons. The record is from RefSeq and is a predicted model, not a curated record. Gene Ontology annotation, cellular component: vacuolar membrane. Bases 38 to 1495 code for a protein of 485 amino acids. Gene Ontology annotation, biological process: amino acid transmembrane transport. Gene Ontology annotation, molecular function: L-amino acid transmembrane transporter activity. Lineage: Eukaryota; Metazoa; Mollusca; Polyplacophora; Chitonida; Chitonidae.